AUGGAUAUAGUUCUGCAUUACAAAGAUGGCCAAGGUCGCUUGAAUGAUUUACUUCUUGCAACAAAGAACGCAUUGGAGGAAUUUCCUUGUCGUGUGUUGCCUGUGUUCAAGCCUUGGUUCCCAUCUGGUCUUGAUAGAUCUUUGCCCAUCAAACCCAGGAAUGCCCCGCCAGUGAUUUCAUCAGAAAAUUUCGAAGAAUUCAGAAGAUGUAAAUGCCAGUCAUCAUUUCAAGAUCUAGUGAGCUCUCCGCAAAAUGGUGAUUGCGCAGCGGACCCAAAGAAAAUUGAGGUCACCAGUCUCAGGGAGGCAGCCCGAAAUACUGAAGCAAGUGAUCGUCAGGGACAGAGCAGGGAUGCAUCAAAGACGUGUAAAAGAUCAUGGAGUGUCAUCAGUCAGACAGUCAAAUCAAUGGACAGCACUCAGUCAUUCUCGAGACGGUUUCACAAGAUUAUUGAGAGACACAGACUUCACCUACAUCAGAGAGCGAAAUGGAUUAUACGCGAUUUUAACUGUGAUCGCAUAGAAGAUUCUUGGGUUAAGCUAAGCCGUGCCAUUAGCCACUCCAGGCUGCCGACAUGUAAUGCUAACUUUCAGAGGAGCCUUGCACAGAUUUGGGUUUACUGUGAUGUAUUUUAUUGUGAAUAUGUUGGGAAUUUUUUAAAGCAAGAGCUUAAACUCACGGGGUCAAUCGUUUUAGCUGUUCAUAAAUUGGGAAGCAUACUUAGAUUGUAA
This is a messenger RNA of Chanos chanos (milkfish), 732 nucleotides long. It is a transcript of the gene shld3, whose product is annotated as shieldin complex subunit 3. The record is from RefSeq and is a predicted model, not a curated record. Lineage: Eukaryota; Metazoa; Chordata; Actinopteri; Gonorynchiformes; Chanidae. Gene Ontology annotation, biological process: negative regulation of double-strand break repair via homologous recombination; positive regulation of double-strand break repair via nonhomologous end joining; positive regulation of isotype switching. The coding region runs from base 1 to 732 and encodes 243 amino acids. The transcript has a single exon.